AUGGCCGCUAUCCGACCCAACACCAUCAUGUCAGCAUAUUUUUCUCGCUUGACUUUUUUUUUUUUAAGCCGUUUUGAUAAUCAACCGGUCAGGGGAGAUAUUAACUGCAGCCAAUUAGAGUGCAACCGGAACUGCUUCACCACGAUACGAUAUCAAGUGUCUCGUGCCAAUGUCCGGCAUUGCAGCUGGCCGGACAAAACUGAUAUGCCACAUGCGCUAAAUAGUAUCGGUCCAGACCGUCAGUUGUCAUGCGACGCGGUCGUACCGUGUUCCACCUUCCCCGCUAUCAGCCUGUCAUUUACAGCCACUUCCGACGGCCACUUCCGGCAGGCACUGAGCGAAACUACAUCACGGCGUCCUGCAACGUCACGCACGCGUUCAUUCUUUCCUCAGCAGGGGUCGGAUGGAGGUGAGGCAGUCUCUUCUCUGCCCCUAAGACAGACCAUUUCAAGCCAAUCAGUAAGCAAUUUAUCUCUCUUUCGUCUACUCUCUCCCCCCUCUCUCUCUCUCCCCUCUCUCUCCCCUCUACUCUCUCUUUCCUCUCCUCUCUCUCUCCUCUCUUCUCUCGCGCUUCUCUACUCUCUCUCUCUCCUCUCCUCUCUCGCACUUCUCCCCUCUCUCUUCUUUAGUCCCUCCUCUACUCUCUCACUUUCCUUUAAUCUCUCUCUCCUCUCUCUCUCUCUGUCCUCUUCUCUCUCUUCUCUACUCUCUCUUCUCUCUCUCCUCUACCCUCUCUCUCCUCUAGUUCCUCCUCUACUCUCUCUACACUCUUCUCUCGCUCUCUUCUACUCUUUCUCUCUCUCUCUGUCUCUCUCUCUCUCUCUCUUCUCUCUGGAAAUCUUCAUCUUUAGGUGCCGUAUUGAUUACUCCUUUUCUGUUUCCUUUCUUGCUCUAUUACCUUCUCUUAUCUUUACCUCUAUUCUUUCUUCAUUUCCUUUUUUCCUAUGUUCUUUCCUGCUUUCUUUCUUUCCUUCCCUUUUCGACUUUCCUCUCUUCUUGCCCGUUUUCUUUCCUUCUUUUUUUUUCGUUAUUCUUUCUUGUUUUCUUGUUUUCUUUCUUCCUCUCUUGUUUUCGGUUUUCUUUCUUUCCUUUUUUUCCCGUUAUUCUUUCUCGUUUUCUUUCCUUCCCUUUUCUUUCUUUCUCUCUACUUUCCGAUUUUCUCUUCUCUGCUAUUCUUUCUUUCUUUCUUUCCUUCUUUUUUCUUUCUUCCUCUCUUUUUGCGACUUUUUUUUUUCCGCUAUUCUUUUUUUUUCUUUUUUUUUUUCUUUUCUUCUCUUCUUUUCUUUCUUUCUUUUUUUUCUUUCUUUUUUUUUCUUUCUUUCCUUCUUUCUUUUCUUUCUUUCUUUUUCUUUCUUUCUUUCUUUCUUUCUUUCUUUCUUUCUUUCUUUCUCUCUUUUUUCACGUUUUCUUUCCUUUCAGCAGAUUUUUCUCCACCUUUUUCUUUCAAAAACUGCCCCACCACCCUUCAACUGCCACUUCGUUGCCUGUCCAAUCUCUCCACGUGCCGAGGAUUCAAGGCAUUCCUCUUCCGUUCACCCAACCAUUUCCCGCCCUUUUUUCCGUUCAGCCAUCCAUAUGCGAUCUUGA
Molecule: messenger RNA, 1587 nt
Organism: Acanthosepion pharaonis
Lineage: Eukaryota; Metazoa; Mollusca; Cephalopoda; Sepiida; Sepiidae
Source: the annotation of a GenBank genome assembly